Nerophis lumbriciformis (worm pipefish) is the source of this 1269-nucleotide messenger RNA. NCBI's taxonomy places the organism in Eukaryota, Metazoa, Chordata, Actinopteri, Syngnathiformes, Syngnathidae. The record is from RefSeq and is a predicted model, not a curated record.
AUGAACAAUCACUCUGGACACAAUUCAACGAUUAUGACCUGGUCAUACGACGACGGCGGCUCCUUCCAGCAUUUGGACCCUGGUGAGCUGAGGGUCCUCGUGCCGGCUAUCCUAGGCCUAAUUUGCGUCCUAGGUUCGGCUUGCAACUUUACCGCCGUGGCUAUCUUGUUCUCCAGCGCACACAAGGGCAAACUAUCCCUCAUCAACUCCCUCAUCUUCAACCUGAUGUUCGCUGAUGGCCUGGUGCUUCUCUUCAGCAUUCCUUUACGGGCUGUCGCAUACUCCAAAGCCUGCUGGACUCUUGGCUGGCCGGUGUGCAAGACCUCUGACUGGUUCCUCCAUUCCUGCAUGGCUGCCAAGAGCUUUACGGUGGCCGUAAUGUCUCAAGCCUGCUACCGUUACGUGUCCAACCCCACCAAGCAGGUGAGCGUCCACCUGGGUUCCAUCCUGGUGGUGCUCUUCUUCAUCUGGCUGUCGGCUUGCUCUGCCACCGUCCCUCACUGGCUCUUCUCCACGCUGCGGCGAGGACUCCACGGUCUCGUGUGCAUGCUGGAGGUCCCCCCUAAAGCAUGGAAAUUCAUGUCUGUAUACACAAAGGUGUACCCGCUGGCUGUCUAUUGCGCCCCUUUGAGUUUCUCCCUCAUAUACUUCUGGAAGGCUUACGGUCAAUGCCAGCGCCGCUCCACUAAGUCUCAGAAUCUGCGCACACAAAUCAAAUCCAAGAAGCUUACCUUGAUGCUCUUCAAUCUCACGGUCGCCGCCGCCGUACUGUGGCUUCCACAGUGGACUGUGUGGGUUUGGCAGCGCCACUCAGCUGACAGAGAAUCUCAAGGUUCGGUCUCAUCUCCUCCUGCUCUGAUCGCCGUCUCGGCUCAGCUGCUCGCCUUGUCUUUGUCGCUCGUCAACCCCCUCAUCGUGCUCGCGCUCUCCGAGGAGUUCCGAGAGGGCUACCGCGGGCUGUGGAGGCGCCUCACCCUACGCAAGCAGCCUCCCCCCAAACCCGGACCUCACAACCCUACCUCGCUCCAGUCGCCUCGCCCCAGACCUGAGACAUCUGGCCACCGGAGGCAUGAGGAGGGCGCCGAGCCGGGAACCAGCAACGAUCUUCGGGUGAAGCAAGGCGAGGCGAUGGGAGGAGGGAACGUCGACAAAGAUGGGCUCGUUUUGCCGGAUGUGGAGCAAUUCUGGCACGAGAGGGAGUCCGGAUCGCACUUGGAUGAAAACGACCCAGUGCCGUGGGAGCAUCAGGACCACCAAGAGAGAAAUUAA